AUGAUUCCUAAUGCAAUCUUACGGGCUGUGGCUGCUGCUUCUACACGCCGAGUAGCCGCCGAUGACUUCGGAGGGCCGUGCUGCUGGAAUGGCAGGUAUGGAGACGAAGACGAGCCCUCUCCUGACGCCGUACAAGAUGGGCGAAUUCAACCUGGCGCACAGGGUCGUUCUAGCGCCGCUGACCCGGUGCCGGUCGUACGGGAACCUUGCCCAGCCGCACAACGCUCUCUACUACGAGCAGAGGGCGGCGCCGGGCGUGCUCCUCGUCGCCGAGGCCAACGCCGUGUCCGAGACCGCCCGGGGCUACCCGAACGUGCCGGGCCUGUGGAGCGACGAGCAGAGUUCCAGCCUAAUGGGGAGGCCCCGGUCUCAAGCACGGACAGGCAAGUCACCCCUCAUGUCGGCCAUGACGGCACGGUCCUGGAGUUCGCCGCCCCUCGGAGACUGGAAACGGAGGAGAUACCCCACAUCGUCAACGACUUCCGGAUCGCCGCCAGAAAUGCCAUCAGAGCUGGAUUUGACGGAGUGGAGAUCCACGCGGCCAACGGGUACCUGAUCGACCAGUUCAUGAAGGAUGGCGUCAACGACCGUACUGAUGCGUACGGGGGCAGCCUGGAGAAUCGCUGCCGCUUCGCCACCGAGGUGAUUGCGGCCGUGACCGACGAGGUCGGCGCGGGCCGCCUCGGCGUCCGGCUCUCCCCAUUCGCCGACUACGUGGACUGCGUCGACUCCGACCCGGAGACGCUUGCCCUGUACGUCAUACGCUUCAUGAACGGGCUUGGGGUCCUCUACUGCCAUGUGAUCGAGCCGCGGAUGUGCGUCAACGAGAACGACGGCAGCCUGAUGAUCCCGCACCGCCUGUUGCCCUUCAGGAAGACCUUCAAGGGCACGUUCAUGGUGAAUGGAGGGUAUGACAGGGAAGAAGGGGACAAGGCUAUCGCCGAUGACUACGCCGACCUGGUCGCGUACGGGCGGCUCUUCUUGGCGAACCCCGACCUGCCGGAGAGGUUCAGGAAGAACGCGGCGCUGAACAAGUAUGACAGGAGUACGUUUUACACCUCUGAUCCCAUUGUUGGCUACACAGACUACCCGUUUCUUGAUUUGCCUUAGCUAAGCUAUCUCAAAGAUGGGUUGUCUGAAUCCACCAUGGUUUGUUAGUUUGCACGGAUAUAAAAUCGUCACAAAACAUGAAUUGGAUGGGUUGUCUGAUCCUGCUUGAGGGUGUAUUAUUAUAGAUAGGGUUUUUUCUAUGUCUCAGUGCGACGCGCUCCAGUUACAUUUCCUUUUAAACUGUGGUUAUACUUUAUUUUUUUGGUGGUGUGCUAAUUGGGUGAACAUACAAGUUAUUUUACCUCUUGCUACGGAGUUCUUUGUAUUCAAAACUAGCAUUUUGCCUUCAAAGCAUCUCA
Molecule: messenger RNA, 1409 nt
Organism: Lolium rigidum
Lineage: Eukaryota; Viridiplantae; Streptophyta; Magnoliopsida; Poales; Poaceae
Product: putative 12-oxophytodienoate reductase 10
Exons: 5
Coding region: 1-1110 (369 amino acids)
Molecular function (GO): oxidoreductase activity; FMN binding
Source: RefSeq, a predicted model, not a curated record